Molecule: messenger RNA, 510 nt
Organism: Camellia sinensis
Lineage: Eukaryota; Viridiplantae; Streptophyta; Magnoliopsida; Ericales; Theaceae
Source: RefSeq, a predicted model, not a curated record
AUGCCAUCACAUCGACCACCAUUAGUGGCACCACAACAGCUAUCAUCUACUCAGCCUCCACGCCUACCAUUGGUGCGUCCACCAUCAGUGGCACCACCAUUAGAGGAGGCAUCGCAACGAGCACCAUCAGAGGGGCCAUUAGUGCCACCGCAUCGACCCCCAUCAGUGGCACCGCAUCAGCUAUCAUCCCGACUAGAGUCAUCGGCUUAUGAGCCAUCCGCAGACCCUUCGACUUCUUCACAGCCUCCCUCAGAGGAGUACAAGCCAAUUUGCAUGAAAAACUAUAACAGUAUAUGGAAAGAUCACAAGAAUAAGAUUAAGUCUAAGUAUUUCAAGCCUAGAAGUGAAGAUCCUAAUUUGAAGGAUGAUGCUCCUGAUGCAUCGAGUGGCCACCGGGCAUUUAGGGAAUCUGCGGAAGACAAGAAUCCAUAUACAGCACCACCAGAAGAUCAACUAAGAGACUUGUGGGAGAAGACAGGACUCAAAUUGGGUUCUCGGAUUAGGAGUUAG